CAACACCACACAUACCGGCCUCUUUCACCCUCGCCAACACGACGAACGCAUUCCGCUCCACCGAAAUCGACUUCAGCAUCUGGCCUGCGACCUCCCCCCACCCAGCGAUCAAUCACACUCGUAUUGCGACGCCGCAAGUUCACCGGCCACACAUCCCAUCGAGGGCCUGCCAUCGGGCCAUCCGUUCCUUACCCGCCUCACGACCGACGACAAUAGAGCAAACAUGGACGAGCAGGGUCAGAAUGACGAGUUGUACCCCAUUGCCGUCCUCAUAGAUGAGCUGAAGCACGAUGAUGUCCUUUUACGAUUGAACGCCAUCCGCCGACUGUCAACGAUCGCCCUCGCGCUGGGCCCAGAGCGAACCAGAGACGAAUUGAUUCCCUUUCUUGAUGAGUCCGUGGAAGAUGAGGAUGAGGUCUUGACUGCUCUCGGAGACGAGCUGGGGAAUUUUGUCGAGUACGUUGGCGGUCCUGAGUACGGACACGUGCUCCUUUCUCCCUUGGAGAAUUUGGCAACCAUCGAAGAGCCAUUGGUUCGCGACAAGGCCGUCGAGUCUCUCAACAAAAUCUGUGACCAGCUUUCCCAGCAGCAGGUCGAGCAGUACUUCAUUCCAUUGACAAUUCGCCUGUCAAAAGCCGAUUGGUUCACCUCGAAGAUCUCAGCCACCGGGCUGUACAACACACCAUACCAGCAUGCAACCGCUCAGUCACAAGAAGGUCUCCGCCAGCAAUUCUCUCAGCUCGUUCACGAUGAUACCCCAAUGGUCCGCAGACAGGCCGCCAACAACCUCGCGAAAUUUGUGAAGAGCAUGCCGGCAGCCAUUGUCAUUGAGGACAUGAUCCCUCUUUUCCAACAUCUCGCUGGAGACGAUCAAGAUAGCGUGCGUCUGCUCACCGUGGAGGUCCUGAUCGCGAUCGCCGAAGCGGUGCCAAAAGAGCAACAAUCUAGCCAUGGUGUCUUGCUCGCUGCGCUCCGCAGCCUGUUCGAGGACAAGAGUUGGAGAGUGCGAUACAUGGUGGCAGACAGAUUUGAGAAGGUCGCAAAGGCAGUUGACGAUGAAGUGAUUGCACGCGAUUUGGUGCCAGCCUUUGUCAAGCUUUUGAAAGACACGGAAGCAGAGGUUCGCAGUGCGAUUGCUGGACAAAUACCCGGUUUCUGCCAACUUGUCGACCGCCAGGCACUCCUCAGCGAGAUUAUGCCUGCCGUGGAAGACCUCGUUACGGACUCCUCGCAGCAUGUUCGCGCCGCGUUCGGAAACCAGAUUAGUGGUCUGGCUCCAAUUCUCGGCAAGCAGGAGACGACGGAGCAUCUCCUUCCUAUGCUCCUCCAGAUGCUCAAGGACGACUUCCCGGACGUCCGCCUAAACAUCAUCUCGAAACUCGAGCAGGUCAACAAUGUUAUUGGCAUUGAGCUCCUCUCUCAAUCACUGUUACCGGCCAUUGUCCAGCUCGCAGAGGACAAGCAGUGGCGCGUCAGACUUGCUAUCAUACAGUACGUGCCUCUUCUGGCCUCCCAGCUGGGUGUGGAGUUCUUCGACGAGAAGCUCAGCAGUCUCUGCAUGUCUUGGCUCGGAGACACGGUCUUCAGCAUCCGUGAAGCCAGCACACAGAACCUCAAGAAGCUCACUGAGGUCUUUGGUGUCAAGUGGGCAAGCGAAGCCAUUGUUCCGAAGGUCGCAGCCAUGGCCGAACAUCCCAACUACCUCUACCGCAUGACAACCUGCUUCGCCGUAUCGAUCCUCGCUCCUGCCCUCUCUCUACCCGUCAUCGCCCAAUCCGUUCUCCCCAUUCUGGCGCAGCUUGUCGCCGACCCAAUCCCCAACAUUCGCUUCAACGUUGCCAAGUCAUACGCCGUGCUUGUCGACAUUCUCAAACGCCUACCCGACGAUGAGACCUCCACGAUCGCCGCGUUAGAGAAGGAAUCCUCUUCGACGUUUCCAGGAAGCGAACGCGGAGCACAGCUUAUUCGCGACGAAGUCAUGCCACCGCUCGAGAAGCUCAUGCAGGACGAUGAUGUCGAUGUCAGGUAUUUUGCGACGACAGCGAGCAAAGCGUGGACGGAUACCCAAGACAACGCCAUGGAGACUUAG
Messenger RNA from Zymoseptoria tritici IPO323, 2089 nucleotides. RefSeq names its product MgPP2AregA, protein phosphatase 2A regulatory alpha sub-unit (gene MgPP2AregA). The record is from RefSeq and is a predicted model, not a curated record. The coding region runs from base 224 to 2089 and encodes 621 amino acids. NCBI's taxonomy places the organism in Eukaryota, Fungi, Ascomycota, Dothideomycetes, Mycosphaerellales, Mycosphaerellaceae. Gene Ontology annotation, biological process: protein dephosphorylation. Gene Ontology annotation, molecular function: protein phosphatase regulator activity. Gene Ontology annotation, cellular component: cytoplasm; protein phosphatase type 2A complex. The transcript has 7 exons.